AUGCUAAGACGAGCAAUUUUUUUUUUCAACAGAAACAUGAGUGCAAGCAAUUCCUCUAAUGAUAUCACAGCUGACCCCCUCGGACGAAGCGAUGUCCAAAUCGGGUUUGAAGUCGCCUUCGCUGUGUUGAUCUGUCUGAUCAGCUUUAUUGGAAAUUCCUUGGUUGUUUACGCCAUUCACCGCGAUCGCAGACUUGACACCAUAACGAAUAUGUUGAUUGAAAAUCUUGCGUUCAGCGAUAUUCUUAUGGCGUUGCUGCAUAUGCCAUUUUGGAUCGUAAGUCUUCGAUAUGGAAAAUGGAUCUUUGGUCACGUGCUUUGUCAGAUGGUUGGGGUCACACAACUCAUUUUUGGAAUUGUGUCACUGUUGACAAUGACAGGAAUUGCCAUCAAUCGUUACUUCAAGGUCGUCAAACGCAAACUGUAUAUUAAGUUCUUCUCCAACAGGAAAGCAACAUACGCGGUUAUUGCGUUUUGUUGGUUCGCAUCUACUGCUGUAAACACACCGCAAUUGUACGGCUGGGGAAAAAUUGACUAUCACGUCAAUUUCUCCGAUUGCACCUGCGUCUGGGCUUUGGAUGAUGUAUCAUUCAUCGUAUUUUUGUGCGCUGCUACAAUCUUCAUUCCAGCCACAAUCAUAUUCAGCUGCUACUUUGUGAUUUACAGAACUGUCCGUGAGAGCGCACGUCGUGUACACGGGCACGCAGCCUUACCGAACGCCACCAAAACCGAAGACAAGACCGAAAACAAAGUUUUGAAAACAUCGCUAGUGGUGGUUUGUGUCUACAUGGUUUGUUGGACCCCUCUGUCAGUAAUUGGCUUCAUAGAGGUUUUCGGAUCAAGAAGUCCACGAAUAUUUUAUUACCUGGCUUACGUCCUCGUCUACUGCAGUAAUAUGACGAACCCGUUCAUUUACGGGAUAAUGAACCCCCAGUUCAAGAACGCAUUUGCUUGUAUACUUCAACUACGGGAUUCUACCGCUAGUGAAGCCGAAAGAGUGUCGGUAUCGCGAAAUAUAGCUUCUAACGUGGACCUGGCAGAAACGUAUAUUUCAACUGCACAAGCAGUGCCUGUGUAA
Molecule: messenger RNA, 1077 nt
Organism: Pocillopora meandrina
Lineage: Eukaryota; Metazoa; Cnidaria; Anthozoa; Scleractinia; Pocilloporidae
Source: the annotation of a GenBank genome assembly